Molecule: messenger RNA, 1185 nt
Organism: Liolophura sinensis
Lineage: Eukaryota; Metazoa; Mollusca; Polyplacophora; Chitonida; Chitonidae
Product: M-phase inducer phosphatase 1-A-like
Exons: 6
Coding region: 1-1185 (394 amino acids)
Biological process (GO): positive regulation of G2/M transition of mitotic cell cycle; G2/M transition of mitotic cell cycle; protein dephosphorylation
Cellular component (GO): nucleus; cytoplasm
Molecular function (GO): protein tyrosine phosphatase activity
Source: RefSeq, a predicted model, not a curated record
AUGGACUGCAAAUCUCACUCAGACAUCCUUAUAAACGACGAGAGUUCCCGUGACAGCGGUGUGGACAUGGAAGGGGACAUUCUGACCGAGCUGGCAUCCCCUGUCUGCCACAGACGGAUGCUGUUCACAGACCUGGACUUCUCCCCAGCAGAGGCAUAUCAGUCCCCUGACUCACCACUUAGCUUCAAGCCUCUCAGGAACCUGAAUUUCGACAUGGACAGUCCAGUAUCCAAACGAGUUGUUUCUCCUAUACGCUAUGACUGUGUCGAGCUCAAAGUACCAGGUAGUUUUUCCUCACUGUUCAAUGGGUCGGUUGCCUUAGACAAUGAAGUUGACACGCCUAAGAGCCGUCGCCUAGCUACCCAACUGGACUCGUUACAAAUUCGUAUUAGAACAAACAAGAAGAGGGCCUCUCCUUCGACAGAUGUGAAUGGCUGUGAAAACACGCCCACAAGCAAACGGCCCCGGGCUAACAUUCUGAGAAGAAGAUGUCAAAGCAUGGAGUUAGACUCCUCUCCACAGUUUAGCCUGGGAAAGAGUCAGUCUGAAAACGAGGCUGCCAUCAUGAGAGCUCUAGACAGAGUGUCGGAAGAUGCCGAUUUGAUCAGUGACGGAAGUAAGACCUGCUGCCUUCCCACAAUCCCCGGUAAACACCAGGAUUUGAAAUCCAUUACACCCGAGACUCUCGCCAAAGUCAUGAAUAACGAAUAUGAUCACGUGAUCGAGAAUUACGUCAUCGUGGAUUGCCGUUACCCAUAUGAAUUCGACGGGGGUCACAUUAAGGGCGCCAAAAACUAUUACACCAGAGAGAGUAUAAUGGAAAAUUUAGUGAAUAAACCAAUAGCCGGAAGUGACGUCAUCAAGAGAACAGUCCUGAUAUUCCACUGCGAAUUUUCAUCUGAACGAGGCCCAAAAAUGUCAAGGUUUUUGCGGGCCAUGGACAGGGAUUUGAACAAAGAUCGUUAUCCAGAACUGUUUUACCCAGAAGUAUACCUGUUAGACGGCGGAUACAAGAACUUCUUCCAAACCCAGAAGAAAUGCUGUCAUCCCCAAACUUACAUGCCCAUGCAUCAUGGUGAUUAUAAAGAGGAUCUGAGAAAGUUCCGAGUCAAGUCCAAAUCUUGGGGUGGAGAGAAAACUUCCGGUGUAGCACGCACCAGCCAUAGGCGAGGAUUGCGAUUCUAA